AUGUUCUUCUCCCUUAUACUUGUCGAAUCUCUAGCUGCUGCGAGCACAGAGCCUCUUUACAAGAACCUCGUUAAUAUCCCAGGCUACGGCUCCGUCCAGGGCAAGGCCGCCCUUAAUUCCUCUGUGGCAGAGUAUGUGACCAACUGGGCUGAUAUAUCCUUCUUUGGAGGCAUUCCCUUCGGUGCCGAUACAUCUGGGGCCAACCGCUGGCGUGAACCACAGCCAGCCUCUCCAUGGCGAAGCACUCUCGAUGCUACAGACUUUGGAUACAUCUGUCCGGCCAGUCAAUCUGCGCUGGAGGGCUACUCCCAGAGUGAGGACUGUCUCAACCUCAACAUUUGGACACCAGCCAAGUCACCGGACGAAAAACUCCCUGUCGCCAUCUGGACCUAUGGUGCGGGAAACGCACCGCCAGAGAGCACCUAUAACGGCGCUGGAGUCGCUAGCAAAGGAAUCAUUUUCGUCUCCUAUAAUUACCGCAGUGGCGUAUUUGGGUUUUUGGCCAACAGCGAGUUGACAGAGACUUCAGGAAAAAAUUCCUCUGGUAAUUGGGGGAUUCUUGACCAAUUUGCUGCUGUAAAAUGGGUCCAUGAGAACAUCGCAGCAUUCGGAGGAGACCCAGAUCACAUUUCCAUCAUUGGGCAAUCUUUUGGUGCUGCUGCAACAUAUCACAUUGUGAACAGUGAACUGACCGCAGGUCUCGGAAUUGUAAACGCAAUUUCCGAGUCGGGCGUGCGGUCACCCAAUGAUCCCAAUGUUAAUGCAUAUGAGUGUUCCUAUUCAACCCUUACCGACGCAGAAGAAUUGGGCGCCGAAAUUCUUGAGGGACUGAACGUGACUUCUAUCACUGAAGCACGAGCUCUCGAUACAGAGGCUCUGGUCAAUGCGACCGGUUCCUACGGCAUGGCUAUUAAGCCUAUUCUGGAUUACUACGCGAUUCCGUCUACAUAUAUCGACACGCUGGCUAAAGGCGCCGGUAACAAAGUACCUUACAUAACAGGCAACAAUGCCAACGAAGAUGGUGCAGCGGCGACUGUUUCUACAACAGUCAGUGAAUACGAAGAGUGGCUCAACUCAACAUUAGGUAGUGAAUGGGCAGCUCAAUUCUUGGAGUUAUAUCCAGCUGCCAACGACACCCAGGCUGGCGAGCAAGAGAAUAAUAUCAUCAGAGACACCUUCCGAGUCAGUAGCUGGCAGUACAUGAAUGGUUUUGCCAGUUCUGCGAAUCAAGUAAAGACAUACACAUACUACUGGAACUACGGCGAAGCUACGCACGCAUCAGAAAUCGUUUAUGUACUAGGGAACCUGUGGGCCCAAAGCGAAAACUAUACAGACGAGGCCUAUGAUGUCUCUAAUAUUUUGAGCAGCUACUGGGCCAAUUUUAUGAAGACUUCUGACCCUAACGAGGGUGGGACAUACAAUAAGGGUGCUUUGCCUGCUGUAUGGGAAACAAACUCGCCUGACCGAAAUCAGACUUUCCUGAUUGGCGCGGAAUACAGAAUGAUAGAAACGGCGACUAGCGAGCGGUUACAGUUGAUUUUGGACUAUUUCGCUGCUCAAGUGCCGUACUAG
Molecule: messenger RNA, 1572 nt
Organism: Talaromyces amestolkiae
Lineage: Eukaryota; Fungi; Ascomycota; Eurotiomycetes; Eurotiales; Trichocomaceae
Exons: 1
Coding region: 1-1572 (523 amino acids)
Source: RefSeq, a predicted model, not a curated record